AUGGUCGGAACAGAGACAACGCGGAACCCACGAAAGCAGGAGAAAAACCCCCCACGCCAAAUGAUCAAUAUGAUCUUCGGAUGGAAUGGGAUUACUGGGUUCACCUUUUCGGUAGCAAAGAAGGCGAAAAACGAUGCACUGGAAAUUUCUUUAAAUGUAUUAGAUUUUAAGAUUAAAAGUGUACUAGUGGGUCCAGGAAGUUCAACUAAUAUCAUACAAUGGAGAAACCUGGAGCAAGCUAAACUCAUCGGAAGCAUUAUUCCGGCAACAAAGCUUAUCACUGGAUUCAACCUCGCGAGCGUGACAAACCGGGGAGAGAUCUUGUUGCUCACGAACGCUGAAGAAGUAACUAAAACAACUUUGUUCGAAGUUGUAGACACAGACAUAGGAUACAAUAUCAUCCUGGGAAGGCCAUGGUUACACGAGAUAAAAGUUGUGCCUUCAACGUAUCACCAAUUGUUGAAAUUUCUGACACCCGAGGGGAUCAAGCAGAUAAGGGGUGAUCAAUCGACAACAAGGGAGAUGAAUGCAAUUUUGGUCUCUAGUAGCAAAGGAAAGGAGCGCGCAACAUAG
Molecule: messenger RNA, 573 nt
Organism: Nicotiana attenuata
Lineage: Eukaryota; Viridiplantae; Streptophyta; Magnoliopsida; Solanales; Solanaceae
Exons: 2
Coding region: 1-573 (190 amino acids)
Source: RefSeq, a predicted model, not a curated record